UGUGACUCUUGAUGAUAAUCAUCAUUAAAAAACAUAAUCACGUGAUGCAACGAUCUAGACAAAUUACAGAGACAAACAGUAUAAUUACUUGAAAAUGAAGCAACAAUUGGGAGGAGCUCUGGAUGAUUUCUGCGGUGAUGCGAGUGGAGAGUACAACCCUUCUCUUUACAUCCAUGGAACAAUCACAGAGCCUGUAAACUGGAGGAAGAGACAGCUGCUGUCCUCUGGAGAAAAUGGAUCACGGCAGAGCAGGGAGAAGAUGAUCUGCAAGAUCCUUCUGCUCAUCAGCCUGACCUCCUGUGUCUGUGGAACAUUUGUAGUGAAAGUGACACAGACCUCCUAUCAGGCAGAGGAGAACGACAACAUCACACUGGAAUGGAUGUUUACAACCAAACCUGACAGUUCCUCCACCUCACUUAACAUUAUCUGUCAACUGUUUACUGAUGUUAAACACUUGAUCCUGUAUCAUGUACAUGAGGGUGUUGAGUCUCCAGAGUCUCAGGAUGGACAGUUUGCAGGACGAGUUCAGUGUGACAAAGACGCCCUCAGAGAAGGACGAAUCAGACUUCAUGUGUCCAGACUCAGGACUGAUGACUCGGGUCUUUACCUGUGUGAAAUGAAAACAGAUUAUGGUGAAAGCUCUGGCAGAUGUCGACUCAAUGUCACUGCAGCUGUUGAUCAGCCCAAACCUCAGAAACCUACUGUGAGACCACAACCAGAGAGUCGGGGAAGUCAGGGUACUCACAGCAGCUGUAUUCUCUGUCUAUGCUGGACUCUAUUUUGCCUUCAGACUUUGUUUUAUUAAAUCUCCUGAUAAGACAGAAAACAUUGAUACAGCAGUAUAGAAGUUGUGUUGCUCAGAGAUCAGACUUCUGUCUGUCACUGCAUCUUUUUACCUUCUGGGUCCAUGAAGCUGCUUUUUCCUGCACAUCCAACCAGACCUCUGACCUUUUCACCUGAGAGAACCCAGCAGGAUGAGAGUGUGAGAGAGGAGAACAACAUUUGAUUAGACCCAUCAGGACUAACAAGGUCUGUCUGGAGGAUCAUCUUUAUCUAAGAGGGUCAUUAGAGCUUUAUUUAUUAUUUAAUAUGAAGAAGAUCUCCAUCAGCUUCUGCAUCAUUAAAUAGCCAUAAGUCAUUAAAAUAUCGGAAGCAUUGCAAAUAACAAAAUAGUAAUAAAUGUAGUCAGUUUUUACAAUGAUAAUACAAUGAAACAUUAACCAAACUAUGUAAAAACAUUAUUCUCUUCUGGGAUAAACACCACAAAUAAGCCACUUUGCAAGUUGAUUCCAUUUUACACAAAAUUUAACCACAAACUUGUACUCCAACACUUCUAUGUGUUUUAUCCAAGUUACUACUAAUCACACAGACUUUACUGUUCAUUAUUACUCUCAACUUGGGUCAGACCAUCCAUCAUGUGUUACAGGUGUCAGAGUUCAGAGAGGAGAUUAAAUUAAAAAUGAUCUACUGAAUUAUGACUCAACAAAUAACAAAACCAAGACAACAGACAUGAAGCUGUUCUUGUCUUAAGAACUAAGACUUUGUGUCAGAUUUUAGCUGUGAGGAGAGAGUUUAGAGGAGCAUUAAGCAGUUUACUUGUAAGUCUUUGUUCCAGCACUCAUAGACACAAACAGUCUGUGGUCGAGACCUAAUGAGUGAAACUUGACUUUAACAAGCAACGACUUUCUAAACACUCAUUAAACUGCAUCACUUCAGAGCAAAACCCACUUUAAGAAAAUGUUUUCUGUGAUACUAAACCUGUGUAAAUUUAAACCAGCAGCAGCCUGGAGGUUAAAACCAACACAUUCAACUGUUAACGUUCAAAUUUUGAAUCAUUUACUGCUGUUUUCAUUGGAAUGCUUCAAUGAUGUAAUGAAUCAGUCCUCUGGGCUUGUUUGGUCGACAUGUAGAAGACCUGAGUUUCUUAUGAGGAGCAGAAUAAAAUCAACGAGUCUAAAGGUGUAAAUGAGCACUGUUAGGGCUGUAUGUGUUGCCUGUGUUUUUUGUGUCUCCUGUCUAUUGCUCCGCUCAGGUCAUCCACACUGAAUCAGUCCACAAUGAGGUGCACCUGGUCCAGGGAGGAAAAGGGUUAAAUGCUCCAUGUUCCUGCUGCAGAGAGGCUUCUUGUUUGCGGACUGCUGGUUCUGCCUCUCAGUCUGGGAUUUUAUGUUAUUUAGUUUAUCUGUUGUAUUUUGAUUGUUUACAGCAUUUAUUUAGUCUCCUGGUUGUUUUGUAUGUUUUUGUUAAUAAAUCCAAUGGUUUGGGUGUUUUAAAAGGUGUUUUACUUUGUUUAGAGUUUCAUUUUGGGUAAAUGGUGGAUUGAUGUUCGCCCCAUAGGGCUGAACAAGGGUGGGGUGUAACAAGCACAAAGCUGUAACCUGCAGCCAGGUGAGGAUCUCUAAACAAGAUGAGCUGACUUCCAGUGAAGAGCUGUCUCUGCUGAUCUUUAUCCUUAAUACCAGUGUCAACAACUCAAAGCUUUUCUCUCAAACAUACAUGUGAAAGACUGAUAAUCAAUAACAGACAGUAAAUAAGAGCUCGCUGUAACAGACAGGAUUAAAAACAGCAACAGUAAAUCUCAGUUUCAACUGCACAUUACAAUAAAACA
This is a messenger RNA of Thunnus maccoyii (southern bluefin tuna), 2608 nucleotides long. RefSeq names its product butyrophilin-like protein 8. The transcript is spliced from 4 exons. Gene Ontology annotation, cellular component: external side of plasma membrane. NCBI's taxonomy places the organism in Eukaryota, Metazoa, Chordata, Actinopteri, Scombriformes, Scombridae. The coding region runs from base 95 to 805 and encodes 236 amino acids. The record is from RefSeq and is a predicted model, not a curated record. Gene Ontology annotation, biological process: negative regulation of T cell proliferation; T cell costimulation; positive regulation of T cell proliferation.